AUGGCUUCCAAGGGCACUGUUGCGUCAACUUAUGUUGUUGCCCUACUCCUUUGUGUCAACAUGCUUUCCUACACCAUGGUGAGCUCAACGUACAUCCCUGUAAUUCCAGACCCAUCAGUGCCCUACCAAAAGGGUACAUGUCCUAUAGAUGCACUUAAGUUGGGGGUGUGUGCCAAAGUGUUGAACUUGGUCAAUGUUAAAUUGGGGUCACCACCAACCCUCCCAUGCUGCAACCUGAUUCAGGGUCUGGCUGAUCUUGAAGUUGCUGCAUGUCUUUGCACUGCCAUCAGAGCUAACAUCCUUGGCAUCAACCUUAACCUCCCAGUUUCCUUGAGUCUACUUCUCAACAACUGUGGAAGGAAAAGCUCAAACAUUGGUUUCCAGUGCCCUUGA
Messenger RNA from Sphenostylis stenocarpa, 393 nucleotides. Lineage: Eukaryota; Viridiplantae; Streptophyta; Magnoliopsida; Fabales; Fabaceae. The record is from the annotation of a GenBank genome assembly.